Molecule: messenger RNA, 3822 nt
Organism: Penicillium concentricum
Lineage: Eukaryota; Fungi; Ascomycota; Eurotiomycetes; Eurotiales; Aspergillaceae
Exons: 2
Coding region: 1-3822 (1273 amino acids)
Source: RefSeq, a predicted model, not a curated record
AUGGCUGAAAUCAUCGGCAAACGACAACGAAGAAAGAGCCUGAGCGUGUUCAGUCCAUCCCUCACAAUAUCAACCUCCCUCCGGCCUCCACUCCAUGAUCGAACACCCUCGGACGAUACCUUGACCCGAGACAAGAAAACCCGACGGAAUUCUGGCUUCUUCGGUCGCUCUCACAGUCCCACCAGAGGGUCCGAUGGAUCGAAUAACCGUCGCCCUGGGACAGCUGGCUCCGACACCGCCGGCUGGUCAGCAACCACACCCGUCAUUGAAACCCCUCGCCCGCGGAGGAAGUCGCUACAGAAAAAGCGAACCUCGGUGUUUGGAUCUCUGAGGUCAUUGCACUCAUGGGAGGACGAUGAACAUAUGAGUGCCUCCGUUGGCUCGGCGGUGGAUGAGCAAACCAUGGCCAGUCCCCGAAAUGGGAUCUGGUCAUCUGCAAUCCUCCACUACGGGGAGGUUCAAACGACUGGAGGCAUGUGGAGAAAAAAGAGUCAAUAUUUGGUCCUGACGGAUACGCACCUCAUCCGAUUCAAGAACCAAGGAAAAGCCGCCGAUGUCUUUGGUUCUAUCUCCGCUUCUUAUACCCGAGCUCCGGCUUCCCAUCGCCAAUCGGUGGCUUCAGUCAGUUCUCUGCAGGACAUGCAAUUAAUGGCCACUGGAGAUUCAUCUGCCGGAAUCCCAUUAAACAGCAUAAUUGCGGUCUACAUGCUGGAGGAUGCGCGAUUGUCCCCAUCGGUUGAAGUGGCCUAUCUCGACGAGCGCACACACAAAGCUACAUUGGUUCAAAUGCAGACAUCUGAUCUGCAGGAAUUGAAUCUCUGGAUGGUGGGCAUUCGCCAAGCCGCCCAGAUGGCUAGAGCCAAUUGUCCAAUGCCGUUUAACAGGGGAUCGAUUGAGUAUGUAACGCGUAUGCUGGAACACGAGCGAGAUUAUGACCCGGAGGUGUUCCGCAUGUUCCGGGUCAUUCAAAUCGCCUCCAGCAAGUCAAUCACCCGCUCUUCCUCUGAUGACCUGACCAAACUGUCGCCCACGGGGUGCUAUCUUGCCAUUGGCGCACACAAGCUUCAUCUGCUCCCCAUGCAGAAGACAACCAAUCGAUCAUCGGUCGUAUCCCUAUCAGACUGGGAGUCCGGUACUUCGUUUGGUCUGAUGAACCUGACUGGUUUGUCGAUGGAGUACGGCGACGAUAGCCUGCAUCUGACUUUCAGGGUUCCUCUCAAGAAAUCAUUCAAUGUUUUCCUGGCCUCCGUUCAUUCUGUUGAAGUCGCUUGCUGGAUUCGACAACAUACUGAAUAUCUCCGUCCAUUGUGGAUAAGACAGCCGUACGAAUUCGUUGUUCCGAAAGAACUGCAAAAUGACGACAACUUCCCGCCUGUUGCCUUAGAUGAAGAUUUUGGAUGCUUCGACCGAACGCUGGUCGCCUACUCCGCCAGUUAUGAUAUCGACACAUCAAAUAUUCGAUACACAAUCGAUCAGGAAUGCGAGGACGCUCCAUGCUUCCGUCUUCUGAAGCCCGCUUCCCCCAAAACCCCACGGUACACCGCUUUAGAACUCAUUGCGGUCAUGCGCACACUUCGCUAUAAUGAAUUCUUCCGGUCAAUUUCAUUCCGCGGGAUCAAUCUUGAUGCAUUGCAGGGCAUUCGUGAUAUUCACGGGGUGGAUCCCGACGUCCAUCUGGACCGAGGAGGUGCCUCCGUGCACAUUCCAGGUCAGGCGAACCUGACUGUUCUCUCGCAAGAGGUGCGCGCUUUAGCUCUGAAGAGCAAAUGGCUGCGCCGACUCGACUUCUCUUACUGCCUUACGAGGAUACCAACACCAACUCUCGACAAGGGUACUCGUGACCCAGGCUGUGGGAUUCCAGAAGCGAUCUUCCCCGUGUGCCGCCGAGAAUUGACCAGCGUGGACUGGGUUGUGCUCAACGGCAUCAAGCUGGGUGAGUCGGAUCUAGACUAUCUCGUCGAUGCGGCUUCGCAAAGGCGUAGUCACCUGCGAGCUUUGGAGGUCGGGGACUGUGGAUUAUCCGUGCAUGAUCUAGAUCUUCUUUUGUCGACUAUCGUCGCACAAGAAUCAACACUCGAGGCGAUCAACAUCUCAGGCGUGCAGGGCCGAUUGAAUCCCGAUGUACUCCAGCAAUACAUUGGCUACUUUGGACAAAUCCGCAAAAUCAACUUAUCCCGCAUCUCACGGACAUCCGGCACCGACCCGCUCAUCACGGCCGAAAUGCUGUUCAACUGGCGACUCGAAGAGCUGGCUCUCAGUCGGACGGCUUUGAACCGCGAGAGUGUGGAUGCCAUUGCUACUUACCUGGCCAGCGAUCGUUCUCGCAAUCUUCGUGUGAUUCGUCUUGAUCAAUGUGGUCUGACCGGAGAAGACGUGGCUAUGUUUAUGCACUCAAUGUCCGUUGGGCCUGAUUCCCCGCGCAGUCUCCAUCUGCAUGUCAAUGAGAACCGCCUUGACAAUGGCUGCUCUCAUAUUUUCAAUGCUAUUGCGAAGAAUCAAACCCCCUCGCAUCUGUCAAUGCGCAUGAUUGACUUCAAGAAAGAAGACCAUUUCCGUCAAAUGGUGGAUUCACUUCGGAAGAACAGCACCCUCAAGUUCCUGGAUAUCUCGAAAGCUUCCCUCCCAUACGAUGCUAGCCCUGAGACCUGCCGAUCAUUGCAGGUGAUGCUCGAGGAGAAUGAGACUCUUGAGGCUUUGGACAUUAGCGGUGACAAUGCGCAUCUUGAUGUUGCACGCUUCGGCAUUGGCCUCAAUCUUGCGCUGACUGGCCUGAAGAAAAACAAAUCUCUCAAAGUCCUGAGAAUUGAGCACCAGAAACUCGGUCUACAAGGUGCGAAUACGCUUGCCUCUGUCUUAGAGGAGAAUGAUUCGCUGCGUGAAGUACAUUGUGAGAACAAUGAUAUCAAUCUGCAAUCCUUUACGGUUUUGGUCAACGGCCUUCGGUGCAAUCACUUCCUUCUCACUCUCUCCUGUAUGGACCGGGAUCGGACCCUGUCACUGGAUAAAGUACGCCGAGAGGUUGAUAAUGUUCGAUGGGAGUCUGGCAAUAGCAACCAAACUUCCACCGCAAACUCGGUCCGUCGCUCUCUUGUCGCUUCAGCCUUGGAAAACUCUCCAUUUGCCAACCACAACGUUGAGCUAGUCUUGCGGUCUCUGAAUGAGAGAUGGGAUUCGGAAGUUGCCCGGCUUCAUCGAUAUCUCCGCCGCAACUACAACAUUGCCCAUGGGAUUGAGGAAAUUGAUGAUGAUGCUUCCAGCGAUGGACGACCUAGAACAGCAGCGAGCCUGGGAACGAUGCUUGACAAUCUCAAAUUCGACGUGUCCGUAUCGGCAGAUGAGAUCCGAGCGUCGUCACUACCAGACGAGUCUCCUGCUGCCAUCCGGCUCUCAGAGGCAUCUGACACCCCAUCCCAGUCCUCUUCGAACAUCGAGUCCACCCCCGUUCAACCAAAACGCAUUCCAUCUAAUACCCCCCGCCCUCACACUGCCCUUCCUGCACAAUUUGUUCCAUCCGGUCAUGGUUCCUCGACCUCAACCUCUCGCCUGGCUAUCCCGGUUCCAGCCGUGCCCCCAGCAGUCCGGAAGGCCGAGAGCGUUCGCAGCGCACGCAGUUCUUCCAGCAACGCCUCAAUAGGCGCCGGCAGUACGCGAAGCGCCUACGGCGUCGCCUCGUCAACCCUAAGAGGCUUCCUCAGCGGCACCGCGCUGAGAGAACGUCGCCGUGCGGAUGAAGUGCGCCCCUCGCAUGUGUAUGUCAACAGUGACAAGCCGCCUCAGCUAGACUGGGCACCACCAAAGCUUGACUUGGGAGAGCUCCAAUAG